AUGUCCACGGUAAGCAAACUAGAAAUACGUGGAAUACGCAGCUUUGGAGUCGACAGCGGUGAUGUGCAGAAAAUCAAUUUUCGUUCUCCGUUGACGCUAAUCGUGGGACAGAACGGUUGUGGUAAGACGACGGUCAUAGAAUGCUUGAAGUUCGGGCUGACCGGCGAGGUACCGCCGGGGACCAAUCGUGGAAUCGGGUUUGUGCACGAUCCCAAAAUCUUCAACACGGUCGAAAGUCUGGGCCAGGUGAAGCUGAUGGUGAAGGACGUUACCGGCAACAGCGUGACGGCGAUCCGGUCCAUGAAGAUUACCCACAAGGGGGCCAACCCAAAGUUUGAAACACUCGAUUCCACCAUAACGAUGGAAAAUGCGCAGACAAACACCAAAACAACGAUGACUCGCUCGAGGGCGGCUGAUCUGAACAACGAUAUGUGCGAUGCGAUGGGCGUGUCGAAGGCUAUCCUGAACAACGUCAUCUUUUGCCAUCAGGAAGAUUCCAACUGGCCACUAGAAGAGCCCAAAGAGCUGAAGAAACGUUUCGAUGCCAUCUUCGGUACGACUGAGUACAAUGUGGCGAUUGAUAAGUUGAUAAAAAUGUCCAAGGCGUACACCGAGAGGCAGAAAGAGAAACUCGGGGACUUGAAGUUGCUGCAGCACAUCAAGGAGCAGGCGGAUGCAAAGCAACUACAGCUGGGCAGUGGCGAACAGAAGCUGAGCAAACUGCGACAGACGGUCACUGAUUUGGAUAGCGACAUUGAACCGAUUCAGAAAAAGUUGGAAAAGUUGGCCUUAGUUGAACGAGAGUAUUCUUCGCUUAUGGCAAAAAAGAUUGAAUUUUCAUCCAAAAUCAAGGGCAAACAUGAGCAACAACGCCAGUUGAAAUCGAAGAUCAGCCUACUUUUCGAAGGGUCGUUGGAGGAACUUCAAGCUGAAAUAGUACUUUUCCAACAGACUUUCGCAUCCAAACGCUCCGACUUGGAUAUGGAAGAGUCCGCUCUGCAAACGUUGCGAUCACAAGAAAAGUCCUUGCAGGGCAAACUUCAGUCAAUGGAUGGACAAAACAUUGAGCUGUUGGAGAAACAGAAACGGGAGCGAGAACUGCAGGCAGACCGCGGGAAAAAAAUAGCAACGUUGGGAGAAAAGUUGAAGCUCCAGUUGAAAGAUGAUUACGGCGGUGCCAACUUGGAUGCGGCCCUACGAUCCGUUCGUGAUGCACUGCGUAAGGAGGAAACUAACGUGCAAACGAUGGGCAAAACAUUCGACGAAGAGGAUGUCAAGGCACAGAAAGCCAUCGACAAGCUGCGUGAAACGAAAGCAUCCCUCGAGAACGAAUGCCAAUCGAAGCGACGCCAGAUGGAACAGAUUGGCAAGGAAAAACAGCGUACGGCGAACGAGUUGGUCGAAAUAGAGCGUUCUGCAGAAACUUUGAAGCGGCUUAUUGAAGAAAUUGAUCGGCUCGAACGGGAGUAUGAGGUGUACUCGAAGGCUACAGACUUACCGGCGAUGAAGAAGGAACUCUCCGUAAAGAAAGAGCUACGCGAUAAGUUGCAGGAUCAAUUGGAUCGGCUGGAUGAGCGUGUAACUACGUUGAAUGAGUUCGCGGUGAAGGACAGAGAGUUGACGUUAAAGGAACAACAGUACACCGGUCGCGAGUCGGAUCUUCGAAAGCUGAAGAACAAACAUGCCGACAGCCUGCGGCGACUCUUUCCCGAUCGAACGAUCGAGUCAAACUACAAGCGUAAUAUGCAAGAUUUGUACGAUACACUGCAGAAGGACAUUAAGACGAUGAACGAGAAAAUUCGUCGUACGCAGGCGACGGUGACGGAAAUGGAAACGACAAGGAAGAGUCAAAAGCAGCAGCUCGAACGUUUGGAGCGCGAUUUGGCCGAUGCGGAGGAAAAGGUCUACGCCGCUUGUCGUGGAAAUCCGUACGAAGACGUGGUAGCAAAGUUGAACGAUAAAAUCAACAAGAACAACCUCGAACACGGAGAGGCUCGCUCGGCCGUGGUGUUGUAUCAAAAGUUCAUAUCCAACAUCGAGAACGAUCGUUGCUGUCCGGUGUGCGAUAAGGAGAUGGGCGGUGAUGAUGCGCAGGAAAUCAGUGGCAAACUUUCGGACGAGAUCCGCCGCCUUCCGGAGAAAAUUGAAACCCUUGAGCGCACCCUCAAGAAGGAUCGCUUGGAGUACGAUCGGCUGUUGGCCCUGAAACCCGUUUCGGAGCGCUUGGAGAAGCAAAAGGAGGAACUGCCUCGGCUUAAGCAGCAGCUGCAGGAAACGGAACGUCGUCUCACGACGGCAUCGGACGAAUUGGAAGAGCAUCUGCUGGCGAUUUCAGAGCCGACCGGAAAUGUGCAGCUCAUCAGCACGAUCGUGGGCGAUAUGAGCCUUCUGGAUGAGACUAGCAAAGACCUGGAACGAAUGAAACGCGGAGUGGAAGAGUUAAAAGCCGAGCUGGCAAACAAAGUUCCGGAAGGUGUCACUAUCGAGUCGCUGAAAGCGGAGCGUGACAGUCUGCGAGAGAAGCUGAAAACCGAGCGUCGUUCGGUUGAUGAGCUUCAAACCACAAUAGACUCGAAAACGGAGAAGCUUAACAAUUUACAAUCGCGCAACAACCAAAUGAAAACGAAAAAGCUUAAGCUUCAGGAAUCGGUGCAGACGUUGGAGCAGAAGCGUACCAAGAUACGCGAGCUGGAAGAACAAACAACUACACUAGAAAGUGAGCUUCGGGCAGCGGAACAACGUCUGCAACCGGUGAAGGAACAGCUCACCAAAGAACAGGAACAGAAGCAGCGCACGAAAGAAUUGAACGGGCAGAAGCUGCAAAAAGCUCGCAAGACACUGGAGGCACUUAACUGGGAAGAAACUGAAAUCAUCCGGCUUGGUUGCGAGCUGGAUGAACUGGCCGUUUUGAAUCUAACCACCGAGCUGAACCGUUUAAAGGGCAAGAUUGACCAGGUGAAGACUGAGCGCGAGCGAAUCGUAGCGUCGAUUGAACCCAAAACUAAAAACAUCGAGAAGCUCAAGCAGGACAUAGCGAAUCAGCAGUUGCGAGAGCGUGACCUGCAGGACAAUCGCGACUUGAAGCGGUUGAUGCGCGAAACUUCGGUCAUGGAAAGUGAGCUGGAAACGCUAAUGAAGGGUAUGGGCGAAAUGGAGGUCGGAAAUGUGCAGAAAGAACGUAACCGACUGUUGGACCUUCGCGAUGGACUGCAGGCUAAGCGCAGCGAACUAAACGGCCAGAUCGGAGAACUGGUGCGCCAGUUGAACGAUCUUCGGAAGGAGCUCACUAAAAGCGAGUUCCAGAACGCCUUGCGCAACUACAAGAAAACACUCUAUGAAUCGGUGGUGCUGAAAAAGAUCAGUAGCGACAUCAAGAAGUACCGUGACGCUCUCGAAUGGGCCCUUCGCGAGUACCAUACGGAAAUGAUGAAGACGAUCAAUCAGUCAAUCUAUUCACUUUGGCGUGACAUUUACCGGGGCAACGAUAUCGACUACAUCCGGAUCAACACGGAGGACGAUGAGUCGGCGGAGCGGACAGAGCGGCGUCGCGUCUACUCUUACAGGGUGGUACAGGCGAAGAAUGACGUCGAAAUAGACAUGCGAGGUCGUUGCAGUGCCGGUCAAAAGGUCCUCGCCUCGCUCAUCAUUCGGUUGGCGCUUGCGGAAGCUUUUUGCAGCAAAUGCGGCGUCAUGGCGCUGGACGAGCCGACGACGAAUCUGGACCGGGAUAAUAUCGAAUCGCUGUGCGAAUCCCUGCGGGACAUCGUGACGGAGCGCCAGUACGGGAACUUUUUACUCAUUGUCAUCACGCACGACGAAGAAUUCGUGACGAAGUUGGAGAAGUUCGAUACCUACUAUCGCAUUUCGCGCAAUGCCGAGGGUAAAUCGGUCAUCAAGGAAGAACAGUUGUAAUACCCGGAUCUUCAUUCUUACAUUAUUUUAUAUAUUUUCGGUAUUCAAGAACCUGUUUUACAGGUAAUCCUCGCAGGGGUCUGUAUUUUCAAUGUUAAAUUUAUGUUAUUUCAUUUGUUCUUUUAUUAUUCUUAUCAUUCCGUUUUCUAAUCGGAUCUAACGCUACGCUUUGAAUUACCAAUAAAUACUCUA
Molecule: messenger RNA, 4104 nt
Organism: Anopheles coustani
Lineage: Eukaryota; Metazoa; Arthropoda; Insecta; Diptera; Culicidae
Product: DNA repair protein RAD50-like
Exons: 3
Coding region: 1-3912 (1303 amino acids)
Biological process (GO): telomere maintenance via telomerase; double-strand break repair; chromosome organization involved in meiotic cell cycle
Cellular component (GO): nucleus; Mre11 complex; condensed nuclear chromosome
Molecular function (GO): single-stranded telomeric DNA binding; double-stranded telomeric DNA binding; ATP hydrolysis activity
Source: RefSeq, a predicted model, not a curated record